AUGAAUAUUUUACAAUAAAAAUAAAGUUAAGAUGUUUAAGAGACAAUUUGUAAGAGUCAUAAUUUAGAAUUGAUUGCUGUUGAUUUAGACAUGUCAGAUAAAUCAUAAAUAAAUUUUUUUUGUGGUAAAUGUUUAGUAGAUAAAUUAAAUAAUAAUAAAGUGACAACUAUUGAAUAAUCAAAAGAAAGAAUUUAAUAAAUUAAGAAUUAAUAAUAAGAAAUUAAAAGUAAAGAGAAUCAAGCAAGACUUAAUUAUUAUAAGAAUAUUUUAGAUUAAAUAAUGGAAUUUAAAAGAUCUAUAGAUGAUUCUUUAGAAAAGAUAAGUAAAUAAAUUUAAUAAUACAUGUUUCCAAUUUAAAAGGAAAAAAAAGAAUUAUAAGAAAAUUUAAAUUAAUUGAAUUAUUUUGAAGAUAUAAAAUAAUUAUCAGAAUUAUAUUCAAUAGAUUAAUAAAAAUCAAUUAAAUUAAUAGAAGAUAAUAUAUUUAUAGAUGAAUUAAUAAGAUAAUUUGAAUUAUUAUUUAAUAAUGCUGAAUAUUAUUAAACUUUAGACAUAUUCAAAAAUACAAAAUAAACAAUUUAAGAUAUAAUGGAAAAUAAUAUUAUUGAAUUACCACCAUUAUUAUAAACAAAAAAUGAAUUUGUAAAUAAUUAUAUAUAUAAAUUAAAAUAGAAAACACCAAGUUUAAGUAGAAUUUGUU
Molecule: messenger RNA, 697 nt
Organism: Paramecium primaurelia
Lineage: Eukaryota; Ciliophora; Oligohymenophorea; Peniculida; Parameciidae
Source: the annotation of a GenBank genome assembly